ACGAACAGCAUCUAACCUCGCUCGCGGAAGCACGGGUUCCCGGCGGUGCUUUCUAUCAGCAGCUCCUUUCACCCUGGACUAGGAGAGGCGAUUUUCCAUCACGGUAAUAGUGCUGGAACAAUCUUGAAUCCUGUCCCUGCGAAGUUCUAAGACACGAGGGGAGACCUUGAUCCGCUCCACUACUGUGACGAACAUAUACUACUGACAGCAGUUGUACCAAGACCUUGACCAUUCUCGUGAGUCCAUAGGGCAGCAAAGAGACGGCAGCAAUGAUGCGGGAUAGCAGUGGUGGGGAUUUCGCGGCGACGGUCAUCCCAAUUACCCGGAGCCUGAUAUUCUGGGAAUGCACGGAGGUCCGUAGGUGGCUGGAGGCGCUUCAGUUCGGUGCCCAGACGCUUUCCGCGGUGUUUGAGAAGCGAGUUAGCGGCGCCAACCUGAUCUCCAUGAUCAACAGCGACCGCCUGGGCGAGCUUGGCAUCACGAGGCUCACGAGGGCGCAGCUCUUGUGGAACCUUAAGGCACACCGUCGACGAAUCGACAAGGGUGACCAGAAGGCGGGUACAGCCGUCGACCCGACCGUGUUUCUGGGCGUGGAGGAGCGGCUGAAGGAGCUGGAGCAGGGGGGCGGUGAGGGUGGAGGAAACGCGAGCUACAGGCCCUACAGCGACAACCCCGACAGCGCCUCUCAGCAGCUAAUGGUGCGGGCAAUGCCCUCUCCGAAAAGGGUAGGGGGCGGAUUACCCGUGCAGUCGGAGGGGGCAGGCGGCAGCGGGGGGGAUAUACUGGACUUGAUGUCUAUGGACAUUGGUGGCGAUGGCACGGGUUCAUCGCCAGAAAGAGCACCUGAGGACGGGUCUAGCGCCAAUGAAGGGGACGUCUUCCUUGCCAUAGAGGCGGCGCCCCAGCCUGCCCCCGCACCGGCGGCGGCGGCGGCGGCGACGGCGGCGGGAGCAGGAGGAGGAACGGCAACCCAAGCGAAGAAGAAGAACAAGAAUAAGUCGGCGGGGAAGAAGACGUUUAACCUCAUCGAUUUCGACGAGGAGGGGGAGGAGGAUGGGGGUGCCGGGGAGGAGGGAGAAGGGGGUGACGCAGAGGAAGAGGAGGAGGAAGAGGUGGCGUACUCUGAGGGGGCGAUGGGGCCGGAAGCUACUGUGUUCGAGGUGGUCUUCCCGCCUGGACACACGCCGAACAUUCUCUUGGAGGAGAGCCAGCCGGGCAAUAAGCUGACGGUGAAGUCUUUCCCGAAGAGGGCGGACGGCAGCAGGGGCACCGCGGAGGCUGACGGUAAGAUAGAGAAGGGCGACUUCUUGCUGGCCGUCAACAGCAUCCGACUGGAGGGCUUAGGCUUCAACGACGCCAUCAGGGUGCUCACAACGCAGGCAAGGUUACCCGCUGUCACUACGGUUUCGCCGCGUGCCGAAGCACCUGAGGGGUCACAAUCUCGAGAUGUGGUCGGUGAACGCUCUCAGGACCGUCCUUUUGGAAGAGGGUGUUGAACUCACG
This is a messenger RNA of Ectocarpus sp. CCAP 1310/34, 1503 nucleotides long. The record is from the annotation of a GenBank genome assembly. Lineage: Eukaryota; Phaeophyceae; Ectocarpales; Ectocarpaceae.